Molecule: messenger RNA, 762 nt
Organism: Sclerotinia sclerotiorum 1980 UF-70
Lineage: Eukaryota; Fungi; Ascomycota; Leotiomycetes; Helotiales; Sclerotiniaceae
Exons: 2
Coding region: 1-762 (253 amino acids)
Biological process (GO): replication fork processing; DNA repair; kinetochore assembly
Cellular component (GO): FANCM-MHF complex; Fanconi anaemia nuclear complex
Molecular function (GO): protein heterodimerization activity
Source: RefSeq, a predicted model, not a curated record
AUGCCACCUAAACCCUUCAAUCCCCCACGCCCCUCCACCAAAGCAGGUCCCUCCAAACCCCGCGGACGUCCCAAAGGCUCAGCAUCAACCUCCAUAUCCGCCUCGAAAGCAAAAUCCACACCCAAAGACAAAGCCCCCGCCCCUAAGAAACCUCGCGUCUCCAAAACUCCAACUCCGCAAGUAGAAGACUCAGAAAUGGACGUUGAUGUUGAACAAGAAGGAGAAGAAAGUGACGAUCCAUUCGCCUCACAGCCUGUUACAUCUAAAUCUACAACCAAAUCCAAAUCAAAAGCCCCUACCGGCACAUCCAAGCCUUCAAACUCAGCCUCAAAAACAAAAGCAAAAGCAACCAACAACGAAAAUGACGAUAGCGAUCCACAGUCCUCUGCUUCAGAAGUUGAAAUACUAUCUCCCGACCAAACCACCUUCACCUCCACUUCCAAAUCCAAAUCCAAAUCCAAUCUCACAUCCAGCCGCACGCAUCCGCCUAAUCAACAAUCUCCCGAAGAAGCAGAAGACUCAGAAGACUCCGAUACCCGCGCAACUAUCCCUCCGGAUCUCCUCUCCAAAAUCAUACACGAAUUAUUUACAGAACAGAAUUCGCGGAUUUCAAAAGAGGCGAAUAAGACUGUGGGGAAGUAUAUGGAUGUAUUUGUGAGGGAAGCAGUUACGAGGAUUUGGGAUGCGGAUGGAAGGAGGGGGGGAUUUUGGGAGGUGGAAGAUUUAGAGAGAAUGGCACCGCAGUUAUUAUUGGAUUUUUGA